This is a messenger RNA of Actinia tenebrosa (Australian red waratah sea anemone), 2505 nucleotides long. RefSeq names its product CUGBP Elav-like family member 3-B. Gene Ontology annotation, molecular function: RNA binding. The record is from RefSeq and is a predicted model, not a curated record. Lineage: Eukaryota; Metazoa; Cnidaria; Anthozoa; Actiniaria; Actiniidae.
UACCCACAUGUCCUUCUGUCAUUUUGCUUCGUUCGUUUCCUUUUCUCGUGUUGUAGUGUGUUUUAUUUCUGCUUUUUCGCUAACCAAAUAACCUAGAAUGGAGGUAAAACCCACCACUAACGGUGUAGGGGUGACUGGGAGGGAUCCUACUUCUGUCAAAUUAUUCAUAGGACAAGUUCCUAGGACUUGGGAAGAGAAAGAUCUUCGUCCUAUCUUUGAACCUUUUGGCUCAAUCCAUGAACUUACGAUCCUCAAGGACAAAUAUACCGGUAACCACAAAGGAUGUGCUUUCUUAACGUUUUCCUCAAGAGAAGCUGCUAUAAAUGCGCAAAAGAACUUACACGAGAAGAAAACUUUACCCGGGAUGCACCAUGCUAUACAGGUAAAACCAGCUGACAGUGAAACUAGAUCAGAGGAUAGAAAACUUUUUAUUGGUAUGAUAUCAAAGUCUGCCAAAGAGGAAGAUGUUCGUAUGAUGUUUUCACCAUUCGGCACAAUAGAAGAAUUAACGAUUUUGCGAAAUGCCGAUGGAACCAGUAAAGGUUGUGCCUUUGUAAAAUACAGCAACAGGAUGCAGGCUCAAAGUGCUAUUGCUAACAUGCAUAACAGUCGAACAAUGGAGGGUUGUUCAUCACCAGUAGUAGUUAAAUUCGCAGAUACAGAAAAAGAAAAAUUACAAAAAAAGAUGCAACAGAUGGCAACAUUUGGAGGGAUGGCAUUUGGCAAUCCUACUGCUUUCCCUAUGGCAUAUGGCUCUGCCAUCACACAACAGCUUCAACAGGCAGCAAAUGCAGGAAUUCAACCUGGUUUCAACAUGAUUCCCGGCAUCAACCCAGUGCUUCAAUCUGGAAGUCUUGGGGCAUUAGUUGCAGCAACAGUAAUGGCACAACAGCAACAACAGCAGCAACAGGUACCAAGCAGCGGCACAAGUGGGGUCACUUCCAGUACAGCAAACACAAUGUCAAAUGCAUCACCCUUGGGGGUUGGUAUGCAAGGAAUUGGAGGGAUCCCUGGUCUAGGAAUGAAUGCUAAUGCAGCCAAUCCAGCAGCUCUUGCUUCAUUAGGAAUGGGAAACAUGGGGGGUUUAGUUGGUGUAAACAAUCUAACAGGCAAUGUCGAUGCUCUGUCACAGGCGUACUCUGGAAUUCAACAGUAUAGUACAACAUUUCCCACAAUUUACAAUCAUGCUUUAUAUCAACAACAAGCUACAAGACAACCUCAGAAAGAAGGUCCUGAAGGAGCUAAUUUAUUUAUUUAUCAUUUGCCACAAGAAUUCUCAGACGCCGAUCUUUUGAAUACAUUUCAACGGUUUGGUAACAUUAUAAGUGCCAAGGUCUUUAUAGAUAAAGUAACUAACACGAGCAAAUGUUUUGGUUUUGUAAGUUAUGAUAAUCCUCAGUCUGCCACCAGUGCCAUUACACACAUGAAUGGUUUUCAAAUCGCAACCAAACGACUGAAAGUACAAUUGAAGAGACCCAAAGAUGCCAACCGUCCAUACUGAGAUCACGUGACUGUGUACUGAUUGUCUGUGCGUCCUCGUCCUUUGUAGCAGUGGCGGUGACCUUUUCGCAUGUCCGUGGGUAGUGUGCAUGUGAUCAGCACGUGAUACCAAGUACUGAUGCACGUGAUCGUAGUUGUACUUUGUACUUUGUGUACAUUUUCGUAGUGUUGGAGGCGUUUUCUCUGUUGCCUCUGUUGUAGUGGUGAAGGGCUUAAUUUGUCAGAUAACUUAGCUUGUUUAAUCGAUUAACUUGUCAUGCACAGCAUAAUCCUUAUUUGUAGUUUGUCUCGUGUGUGGAGCUUAGUGCGAACUCGGAAGGGGAUUUUUUUUUCGGUAUCAAAACGUGCAAUAAAUUUUCCGAGGAUUUUCUUAAGAAUGUGAAACCGCAAUAUUUUUAUUCAGUUGACGAAUUUGUCCAAAUAUUUCAAAUGUCCCAAAUCCUUGUCAUCUCGAACCUCCAUUAUCCAACCUUUAAACUUUCAAAAUUUUAAUCCAUUUUUUUACGUUUGUUCUCAAGGCAAUAACCGACCAAAUAUGGCUUGUUGUUUCUCACUAUGUUCUUGUAUACCAAGCAAGAAUAACGAUAAAACUUACAGAACGUACACCAAUAUGGCAGCAAUGACGUGACAAUCAUACUCAUCACCAGCCACUCUACUCUCAUUCUCCCAGUCGUAUCUCAAGCUCCACACUCGAUUCCGUAGUUUUGCAAUGUAAAUUAGCAGAAGACAGUCCCAGUCCCUUAGCUAGACACCGCACGCACGUCUAUUGUCGGACGUGUGAGGUCUAGAUACUAGAUUGGUGUGAGCAAUAUAAAUAUAAUCGUCUUGUAGUGUCGACACAGCUGUGUUGUGCCGGUAGUCAGUUUUCGGUAAAGAUUGAGUGUAAUGGUUUUUUAAAAGCCAUUUUAGGUGGUCAAGUCGUAUGUUUAUUGUUCUGUAUUUACUCGUCUUCGUCCCUUCAUCUUCCAAAGCAUAUUUAUGAAAUAAACUCGCAUUUUUUGCUGA